Messenger RNA from Pestalotiopsis fici W106-1, 627 nucleotides. RefSeq lists its product as uncharacterized. The coding region runs from base 1 to 627 and encodes 208 amino acids. Lineage: Eukaryota; Fungi; Ascomycota; Sordariomycetes; Amphisphaeriales; Sporocadaceae. The record is from RefSeq and is a predicted model, not a curated record. The transcript has 2 exons.
AUGGGUGACCUCCGAAGGGUCCAAAUCGUGGGAGAUGGAAACGUGAGAAUCGCUCUACUAAGUAUCAAAGAUCUUGGCGCUUACACGGCCGAACUUUUGGGACAACCGCGGACCCUGAACAGACAAGUCUAUAUAUACACUGAGGUUCUAACUAUGACCGAGAUAUGGAACACCAUGGCGGUUGUCAGCAAAGAGAGACCCAUUACGGAAUAUUUGUCUAUCCAACAACUCAGACUGAUCACCGAAUCAUAUUACCAAAGGGCAUUCGGCACCGGACAAGCCGACCGCACCACUGAUGAGAGGAAAUUUUUGACUGCCCGUGCGAUACACAUGUGGUGCGUGGAAGGAUUCAAUAGUCCGGAAGCGGCUGACUUCCUCGGUGUGCUGGACUUUUGGGACUUGUUUCCCGACUACCGCAAGCCAAACUAUGAUGUGUGGAAGCCAAUGAGCUUGAAGCGAUAUUUUGAAGAAAUCAUCGAUCCCUCUUUCAUCCGCUCGCUUUUAUCUGGUCCAGGACCGGGAGAUGAUAAUUCGCCUCCGCGAGAUCGGCAACGGGAGGGUCAGUCCUUCACCAUUUCGAGCGUCCGCACCAUUGCGAGCACCGAGGAUAUAAUUGUAUUGGAUUAA